Molecule: messenger RNA, 4086 nt
Organism: Paecilomyces variotii
Lineage: Eukaryota; Fungi; Ascomycota; Eurotiomycetes; Eurotiales; Thermoascaceae
Exons: 4
Coding region: 1-4086 (1361 amino acids)
Biological process (GO): nucleoside metabolic process
Molecular function (GO): catalytic activity
Source: RefSeq, a predicted model, not a curated record
AUGCUAGCCUCAACUAAGAGUCUCACUGAUACACCAGGAUUAUCCGGCACGAAUAAAGAGUCAAAGCUGGACGAGGGUCAGAGUCUCUCCAAAUGUACUGUGUCCGAACUUCUGAAGACAGAUGCAGAUUUAACCGUGAAGUCCGAGACGGAAAGCAUAUACUCAGAUGACUACGCCACGUCCGACACUAGAAUGGAAUAUCUCAGUGAAUUUGCUGACGAGCUUGUCAAGGUUAUCCAGCCUUACCAGCCUGAUGAGAAAACUGUGCAGAGAAUUUCCGCUGUCCUCUUGGAUCUUCUCAAAGCUUUUGCCCUCAGCCUCGGUCAUGGUUCACCUACCCCGUUGCAUAGUGACAUGGUGGUUCUCAUUCACAAGAAUCGGAAAUACAUCGUGACAGUGUUCAAGGAGCGCCUAAUCAGAGACAACAGCAAUAAGGAGAGGCCGGAAUAUGGGAAUGACAUGCCCUCGGGCGACAUCAUGUGCCUUCGGCAGUCGAAGAACGACGACCAUGCCCAUAAGCAAGUCCAACAUACUGAACGCCAACUGGAGGCAGAGGCUCAUGGACACGAAUCUCUCCGUCUGCUAGAAUACCGACGUCUUGUCCAGGGCGCCCCGACAUAUACAUGGCUUCUCUCACACGUAAGAAACGAGUGCAUUCUUUACACGCCUGGUCAGGACGUCGCAAAGGGCAUCAGAAAUGCCAUCCUCAAAUCAUUACCUGUUUCAUCGAGAAUCAGCCAUCAAAAGCCCACGGAAACUUUUAGCGUAGGUUUCAAAAUAAAAUGGGAUCCUCUCAAGUUUCUGCUAGAGGAGUACGAAGAGGACCCGGCGGCAGCCCUCGAGCAAGCUCUUACUUUUACCGGGUUCGACAGUGAGGUCGAAGCAGAAAGCUUCGGCGAGUACAUGCGUCGAACAUGGCCUGUAACCGGUGAUGCCAUGGUUCUACUCCUCAAAUCCCUUGUUUCAAAUACCCGUGAAGGAUUUGUCACCCGGGAUGACGGUAUAACUAUGAACAUCUCAAUGCAUCCAUCACAGGAUUGCAAGUCAUCAUUGGUUGUAUGGCUUGAUAUCUGUGGUACUGCGGCGUCUAUCGCGGAAGUAGGCGAGCAGCUUGCGUGGGCUGCAAGUGCUCUUCAGUCUGCGCAGCACGAGCAUACACUCGUGAGGAGCAAACCCAUCAUUAAUUCGGUUCAAAUUGGACACGUAUCUAAUCAGGACUCUCCUUCGAUAUCUUAUGUAUCUGAUAUCGGCAUUGAACUACAUGAGAUAAAUCCUUCUGCCGAAUAUUGCUGGUUGGGGCUAGUUUCUCGCCCAGCGGUCGUUGAGGGCUUCCCAAUUCGACAAAGACCAGCAGAGUGCCCUCCGGGUCUCGAAAUCCCACUUCACGUCAUGGCUCAUCUUAUGGAUACUCGAAAGGUACACCGGUUUCAUGGAAAGACCGUGCUAAAGGGGUUCUCGACUUUGUUGGUCCCAACGGGAAGCAUCAACGAUACCAUUAGCUGGCAUCUUAUUCAGCAAAGUAAUGAUCAGCGAAUUUCGUAUCUUGAGAGUCAGAUAUUCCCAGACUUGACUAUUUCAAUCAGCCAGUUAGAGAAGGCCCGGCAUAUCCUGGGUUGGUGCCCUGAGAUGGUAUUCUACGGUGGAGCAGCCGAUGCAAAUUACGGAAUUAGCGACUCUCAGCUUCCUCGGCUCCCUCCGCGUUGUGAGCUUCGUAUUUUGAAGGAUGCAUCUCUAUCCUCUGACUACACAAUCACGGGGACCAAAGGAUACAUCCUGGGCCGAAAAGAUGUUCGUUUACGACGCAACGGCUACGUGAGUAAAAUGAAAUGGGUCGCUGAAAAAUACAUCAAUGUUUGGGACGUUGGAGAGGAAAGGGGCUGGCUACUCAAUGGAGCGAGUGGUCUGCUGCAUCUAGUUCGUGCGUCUUUGGAGCGAGACAGGUCUGAUUCAGCUCUCAGAUCAGUACUUCUCCUCAAAGAAGAUAGCUUGACUGAGGCUUCGAAGGCACACCACCCCGCCGCCGCUCUGCACAUCCUUCUUAACCCGAAGAAUGUGGACCUCAGUAUAUACUGUGUCGAUGCGCAUGUAAAAUUCAAAGACCGUGUGGAGGACUUCUAUGAUCAGCUAGAAAAAUUAUACGACUACCAAGUCAGUGGCCUCAGAGAUGUUGAAGGAACGGCUGCGGUACCACGGUCUUUGCUGGAAGGAUGGGACUUUCAGGACCUGAUUCUCGAAAGAGAUCCCAUUCAUCCCCGUCAUACCACUCUCAACCAAGACGGAUUAUCUUGGGUUGAUUUCAUCCGCUCAAUAAAGGCCAUCACAGUAUUUGGGCGUGGGUUCGGGGAUAUCAUUAGGCCGCUGAACUCUUCUUGUUCGAAGUGGUCAAGAUUGAAGCCGAAGAAAUCAUACCUUGCUGCUACCAUGUUCGAUCUGAAUAAAAUCAUGGCUGCUCAUGGUGAUCCAUACAGUGUUCCAAUGAAACUAACCCAUGAUAUCAUGUGGAACAUACCCGAAGAGGCAUUAGCCCUUUGUCCGUGCAACGGAGACAGGCACAAAAGUCACACAAUUUUGGUUCAGAGUCUUCUUCCCUCGAGCAUGCGUCGUCAGCUACUUGCAAUUUCCUCCAUUCCCUCCAAUAUGGGACAAAAUGACGGAGCUGUCAUCUUUGGAUUCAACAAGAGACACCGGUGGUUCUGGAGCGAUACUGGUCCACCAUCACGGACGCCAAUCCACCUGGGUAGCGAUACACCCUAUAAAGAGUCUCUAAAUACCCACUCUGACGAUAGUGGCCUUGGGGGGAGUUCAUAUUCAUCGACACCCAGUGAAACUGGGAUGCCAGCUAGCUCUAGUUCGUCCGCCAACGAUAACCCGAAUUCCAGCCAGCGACUUAGGAAAAAACCCGGGUCAGGUAAGCGACAAAUAGGCAUCGGGAGCAAUUCUCAGUCCGCAAAUAAAUACAGAAUAGGGAUUGUGUGUGCUCUACAUAUUGAAUUGAAGGCUGUCCGCUCCCUGUUUGACGAAGCCCACUCCAAUGUGGCAAUAGCAGAUGGAGACCCCAAUUAUUAUGCUUUUGGACGCAUGGGAGGGCACAAUGUUGUUGCUGUAUGUCUUCCACAUGGAGUAUAUGGCACGAACGCGGCCACGGAUGUCAUAUCGAAUAUGAGACGGAGCUUUCCGUCACUGGAUUUCUGUCUCUUGGCUGGUAUUGGAGCGGGUGUACCUUCGACGAAGAAUGAUAUUCGUCUUGGAGAUGUCGUCGUUAGCACACCCUCCGGAAUGUACUCGGGCGUUCUCCCAUAUGAUAUGAUUAAGAGUCUCGAAUUAGGAAUAUCGCGACUAAAUGGAUACCUAUGUCCACCACCGCAGACUCUGAUGUGUGCAAUUAGCGAGUUGGAGUCCGACCCAAAUCUAUCACCCACGCCCCUCGAUGAGUUUCUGCAACGGAUCCAAGAACGCAGUCCACAAUAUAAAUAUCCAGGAGCAGACAAUGAUCAACUUUUCACCCCCGAAUAUAUACAUCCUAAUGAGAAGGAUGAAACUUGUGAGAGAUGCGAUCCGAGCUACUUGAUGAGAAGAACAAGACGCUCUUCCGAUCAACCGAGGAUUUUUUACGGUCUGAUUGCAUCCGGAAACCGGUUGAUGAGAUCUGCUAGUGAGCGAGAUAAACUUGGAAGAGAGCAUAACGUGCUUUGUUUCGAGAUGGAGGCAGCAGGGGUCAUGAAUACUUUUCCGUGCUUGAUCAUCCGCGGGAUAUGUGACUACGCCGAUUCUCACAAGAACAAGACCUGGCAAUAUUAUGCAUCCGCAACGGCUGCGGCGUACGCAAAAUUGCUUCUUUCCCGCGUCAGAGGGUCAGGUACAACAGAAAGUCUUGCCUCAACAGCUGAGGUUCUCCAAGAUCAGUACUCCUCGAGAAAGAGAUUACGAUCACAAGAGACAGGUGGGUACAGGAUGUCUAGGAAACGGCAGCAUAACCAAAUGGCAGCUGCACAGUCGUGCUGGGAUGGGGAUGAGGGGAGACCCGAAAGAUCAGAUGAGAACGAUGGUUCAUCUGUGCACUAUGAAUCGCUGAGUAGCUCUGAGUAG